UCGGGAAAAUUGAAAAUUAGAAGAAUUAGAAGAAGAAGUUUAAAUUAGAAGGAAUAAGGUUUUUUCUAAAUUUUAAAUAAUGUAUAAGGCUGUUUGGGAACUUAGGACAGACUAGAGUUUAUACCUGAAUAUUAGUCCACGGCAGAUCCAACAGGUUGUUGGGAAUACACGUGCUCGUAGGCGUGCUGCUUAGUUUACUCCGAGUUUAAUUGGAUUUGAUUAGUAUUAGAAACAUAUACGCUAUGAUACGCAAGGUGCCGCUGAUUGUAAUCCUCGGUUCCACGGGCACCGGCAAGACGAAGCUAUCGCUGGAACUGGCGGAGCGCUUUGGCGGCGAGAUAAUUAGUGCCGACUCCAUGCAGGUGUACACGCAUUUGGACAUUGCAACAGCCAAGGCCACGAAGGAGGAGCAGGCGAAGGCCCGACACCAUCUCCUGGACGUGGCCACUCCGGCCGAGCCCUUCACCGUCACUCACUUUCGCAACGCCGCCUUGCCUAUACUUGAGGGACUGCUCGCUAAAGCCAAGCCGCCCAUAGUGGUCGGUGGAACCAAUUACUACAUCGAGUCAUUGUUAUGGGACAUUCUCGUGGACUCUCAAGAGAAGCCCGCUGCCCUCUUGGAGCAGAAGUUGCAGGAAGGAGAACUGGCUAGCAUGACCACCUUGGACCUACACAAACACCUGGCUCAAAUAGAUGUGGGUAGUGCCAACCGCAUCCACCCCAACAACCGGCGCAAGAUAUUGCGGGCCAUUGAAGUCUACCAAGCCACCGGGCAGACCCUGACCAAUAUGCUGGCGGAGCAGCGUGGGCAGCCCGGUGGCAACCGGUUGGGCGGACCUCUGCGUUAUCCCCACACCAUCCUCCUGUGGCUCCGGUGCCAGCAGGACGUCCUCAACAAGCGGCUGGAUGCCCGAGUAGAUGGAAUGCUGAAACAAGGCCUGCUCCGGGAGUUGCGGGCAUUUCACAACGCACACCAUGCUGUCACAGUCGAGGCGUACACCUCGGGGGUCUUGCAGACCAUUGGCUACAAGGAGUUCGUGCCAUAUUUAUUGAAGUUUGAUGAAGAGCAGGAUUCAAAGAUAGAGGAGUAUCUGAAGAAUCACAACUUCAAACUUCCUUCUGCCGAGGAACUCAAGCAGGAGGGGCUUCCAGAGGGACUAGAAAUCCUACGCGGUUGCUGCGACGAGCUGAAGCUGGUUACCCGACGCUACUCCAAAAAGCAGCUAAAGUGGAUCAACAAUCGGUUUCUGGCCAGCAAGGAUCGCCAGGUGCCAGAUCUCUACGAACUGGACACCAGUGACGUGGGCGCCUGGUCGGAGGCGGUGUACCAGCAAGCGGAGGCCAUCAUCGAGAGCUACAGAAAUGAAGAAGCCAGCGGAAUUGAACCCAUGGCUAAAAGGGAGCAUCCUGGAAGCGGCUUGGACGAGGAGUCAAGCCACUUCUGUGACAUCUGCGAGAGGCACUUCGUUGGGGAAUACCAGUGGGGGCUGCAUCUCAAAUCCAACAAGCAUAAACGCCGGAAGGACGGGCAGAGAAAGAGGCAGAGGGAACAGGAGAUGAAACAAACUAUGGAAGAACUCCAGGAGAAGAAACAGAAAAGAGCGGACGAGGGGGAACCCUCGUCGGACGAAGCGGAGGCAGCCGUCAGCCGAGUCACUGAUACUGAUAAGGAAUUGUAAACCAGUCUCCGGCCUGGCAAUAAAUACCUACGUAAAUUUGA
Drosophila ananassae is the source of this 1720-nucleotide messenger RNA. Its product is annotated as tRNA dimethylallyltransferase. Lineage: Eukaryota; Metazoa; Arthropoda; Insecta; Diptera; Drosophilidae. Gene Ontology annotation, molecular function: tRNA dimethylallyltransferase activity. Bases 243 to 1679 code for a protein of 478 amino acids. The transcript has a single exon. The record is from RefSeq and is a predicted model, not a curated record. Gene Ontology annotation, cellular component: mitochondrion. Gene Ontology annotation, biological process: tRNA modification.